Molecule: messenger RNA, 871 nt
Organism: Lecanosticta acicola
Lineage: Eukaryota; Fungi; Ascomycota; Dothideomycetes; Mycosphaerellales; Mycosphaerellaceae
Source: the annotation of a GenBank genome assembly
AUGGCUCCCAAGGCCAAGUCAGCGAGAACAAAAUCCCACACUACUCCAACCGAGGCCACAGCAACAAUUCAGGAAAGGGACGUUCCUAAAUGGCCCUCUCUCCAACCUCUGGUUCCUUCCUCCGAUCUGUCUAUUCAAUGUCUCCUGAAAGACCAAAUCUUGAAAAUUCCACGCCUCUGGACGGCGAGCCUGUGCAAGAAUUAUGUAAAUUUCUUGUCAUCCUUGCCGCUAGUCACGACUCCCGGAAAGCCAAAGAAGGGCGAGGCAGUCCGAGUAAACGAUCGAUACCAAAUCGACGACCCGAAUUUCGCUGAGCAGCUGUGGUCGGCCACAGCUCUCCAAGCGCUCGUCACGAAUCCCGUGAUCGACGGCACGACUCUGACCGACGCCGAGAAGCGCGAAUUGUGGGGCGGCGAGGUCUUGGGACUGAACAGUAACAUCAGAAUCUACCGCUAUGGGAAAGGCCAAUUCUUCGACCAGCACUGUAAGUCGAUUUUUUGGUUGGGGCAGUUGAUAAUUUCCCACGCUGAUAUACGCGCCAGUCGACGAUUCCAACAACAUCACCUUCCCAUCCGCUCGCGCUACAUGUAGCUCUCCCGUUCCCGUUCCCGUUCCCGUUCCCGCCAAGACGACCUGGACGCUCCUGCUCUACCUGACUUCCCCCGCGACCGGCUGCGAAGGCGGCGAAACCGUCUUCUACCCCGAAGCUCCGAGGAAGCGAGAAGCUGCGCCCCCGCCCGUAAUAGCCGAAUUAGACGUGGGGAUGGCCUUAUUGCACCGCCACGGGAGAGAAUGCUUGCUGCAUGAAGGCAGGGAAGUCACAGCCGGGGAGAAAUGGGUCAUCCGCAGCGAUUUAUGCGUCAAGCGCUGA